Messenger RNA from Rotaria sordida, 535 nucleotides. NCBI's taxonomy places the organism in Eukaryota, Metazoa, Rotifera, Eurotatoria, Philodinida, Philodinidae. The record is from the annotation of a GenBank genome assembly.
AUGAAUGAUAGCAAUAGUUAUUUUAUUUUGAUUAUUAUUUGUCUUCAAACACUUUAUAAUUGUAUUCUUGCAAUAAUUGGACAAUAUAUCUAUGGAUAUUUUCUACGAACUUAUUAUGAUAUGUAUCAAAAUUGGACAAUUAUCAAGAAUUCAUCUUUGAAAAUCGAUAUAUUUGAAUUAAAUCGAGAACAAUCACAACAACAAUCAGCUGAUUUAAUAUUUCAAGCAACUCUAUGGAGAGCAUUUCCAGUCAUUAUCAUUACAUAUUUAUUCGGUCUCUAUACUUCACAAUUAAAUCGACGAUUAAUAUUAAUAUUGUCUAUAAUAGGAAAUGCUCUUCAUGUGAUUAUUUAUCAAGCAAUCAUUUAUAAAAAUCUAGCCGAAUAUUGGUGGUAUAUAUCAGCUUUUAUUGCCGGUUUGGCAGGUGGCACUAAUAUUCUAGGUAUUGUAAUCAAUUUAGUAAUCACAGAGAGUACUGAAGAAAAUGAACGAUCAUCACGUUUUGUACGUUACGGUGCUAUGACAACAGCUUUAU